GAGAGAUGUGACUCUGAGAUGCCACGGAGACUACAUGGGAGAGAGUGGACAGGAGCUAAUCUCUGACUACUGUAGAGAGCGAGAGAACGCCACUCUGAUUGGCUGAUUCCGGGGUAUGGGUUGUCCUCUCUAUCACAACGACGCGCUGAUAGGCGGUUACCACCUGGGUCAUACACAUGUGCACAGUGCAGACCAAUGUGUCUAAUAUGCAACAGUACUGUUGCUCUGGUGAAAAGUGAAAAUCUGAAACGUCACUAUCUGAAAGAGCACCGCAAAUUUGAAGAGACAUUUCCUCAUGAUUCAGAGCUAAGAAAAAAAGAAAUCACGAGGCUGAAAAAGUCAUAUGAAACAUCAAGCAAGAUUUUUGUUAAAUCUAUGACACAACAACAAAUAGCAACAGAGUGCUCACUCAGAGUGGCAUGGCUUUUGGGUAAACACAAGAAGCCAUUCUCUGAUGCAGAAAUAAUUAAAGAAUGCUUGAAUGAAGUGAUGGGUGCCAUGUUUGAAGGCAAAGAAAAGGAGGAAAUGACAGCUAAAAUAAAUCAAAUCCCACUCUCUGAUGCCACAGCUACCAGACGUACUGAAAUUCUGGCUGGUGAUUUGUCCAAGCUGCUUUGUGAUGGAAUAAAAAAUGCAGAGUGCAUAUCCCUAGCAGUGGAUGAGUCCACUGACACCACUGACAAUGCUCAGUUGUUGGUGUUUGUGAGGUAUUAUGAUGAGGAAAAGGGGGAGUUUAUUGAAGAUGUUUUGAGCCUGGCAAACCUCAGUGGACAAACAAGGGGAGAAGACAUCUAUAAAGCAAUAUCAGAAAUGCUGAAUGAAAAAGGGAUAGAUCUGAAGAAAGUUGUGUCCAUUGCUACUGAUGGAGCUCCAGCCAUGUUGGGGAGAGAGAAGGGACUGGUUCCGCGUCUGAGAGAACACCACCCUGGCCUGAUAUCUUAUCACUGCAUAAUCCACCUGUCUGUCCUUUGUGCAAGUCUUGGAGAAGUGUACUCUGAAAUCAUGACAACAAUGAUGAAACUCAUAAACUUCUUGGGAGCAUCAUCUGCACUGCAGCACCGCUUGCUGCGCACAUUCCUAACAGAGGUAGAUGCUGCUUUUGAUGAUUUGCUCGUGCACAACAACGUCAGAUGGCUGAGCAAAGGCAGGGUCCUGGAGCGUUUUUGGGCCGUUAGAGAAGAGCUGCAAGUGUUUCCCAGUGUGUCCCAGCAAAAUAGCGCAAAAGCAAAACAGUUCCUGGAAUUUCUGCAAAAUGCUGGGAAAAUGGAAGCUGUGGCAUGUUUGGCUGAUAUAACCUCCCAUCUCAAUGACCUAAAUCUCAAGCUACAGGGGAAGAAGAACACAGUGUGUGAGCUGAUGUCAGAAGUCCCUGCCUUCCAGAGGAAGCUGGAGCUUUUCAAAAGUGACAUACAGGUAACUAUUUUGUUAUUAUUAUUUUCUACCACACACUAUUUUCUUCCACUUGAUAAUUCAUACCUAUUUUUAAGCAUUGUUCCUAAUAUAUAUUUAAACUGUGUAUCUACAGGAGGAACUGCUCCACUUCCCCAAACUUCUGGAACUGACCAAAGGAGAGGGAGAUCAUCAGUGCCAUUUGGAAUUCUUGGAAAAAAAUCAUUCCAAAUUUCAAGACUCGCUUUGAUGGCUUCAUUUUGGGAAAACAAGUCCUGCUGUUCAUUGAAAACCCAUUCCUGAUCAGAAAUGUGAGUGUGUUCUCUGCAGAAGCAAAACAAGUCUUCCCAUGGGCCAGAGCUGCUUCACUGCAGACUGAGCUCAUUGACCCCCAAGAAAGUGUCGCACUGAAAGAGGCUCAGUGUGACGCCAUCACCUUCUGGUCAAAGCUGGUCAUUCCUUCCAAGUUCCCUCUGCUGCAUAAGAUGGCCUGUCACAUCCUCACAAUGUUUGGCUCAACAUACAGCUGUGAGUCUGCCUUCUCUACAAUGAAC
Nerophis lumbriciformis (worm pipefish) is the source of this 1943-nucleotide messenger RNA. NCBI's taxonomy places the organism in Eukaryota, Metazoa, Chordata, Actinopteri, Syngnathiformes, Syngnathidae. The record is from RefSeq and is a predicted model, not a curated record.